This is a messenger RNA of Salpingoeca rosetta, 1195 nucleotides long. RefSeq lists its product as uncharacterized. The transcript is spliced from 4 exons. Gene Ontology annotation, biological process: endoplasmic reticulum to Golgi vesicle-mediated transport. Gene Ontology annotation, cellular component: TRAPP complex. The record is from RefSeq and is a predicted model, not a curated record. Lineage: Eukaryota; Choanoflagellata; Craspedida; Salpingoecidae. The coding region runs from base 189 to 719 and encodes 176 amino acids.
UGAAAACUCGCGCCCACACACACACACACACACGACUGAGUCGACCCUGAAGCAGCUGCUGUCGCCUGCGCUGCUGUCACCUGCCCGCCCCUCCGCGGUGUGUCGACGGCACUCCUUGUGUCCUUGCGUGGCUCGCUUACUCUCCAGUCCAGUUCAGUCCAGCCCUCGUCCUCGUCCUCGCUGCAGCGAUGAUCUACAACUUUUACCUGUACAAUCGCCAAGGCGUUUGUUUGUAUCAGAAGGACUUGAAGCGAGGAUCGAAGCAACAACGCAGCGACACAGACAAGUUGCUGUAUGGCCUCUUGUACUCGUUGAAAAAGUUCGCAGAGAAGAUCUCACCCAACGACAAGAAGCGGUUUCGGUCAUACAAGACAGCGACGUACAAGUUGCACUGCUUUGAAACACCAACCGGGCUCAAGUUUGUCAUGUGCACCGACCUCUCCGUCGGCAACAUUGACCGCGACCUCGAACACAUCUUCGCACACAUUUACGUGCCGCACGUGGUGAGGAAUCCCCUGGCGGAGCUCCACGUGCCAAUGACACCAACAACUACAAUGCAGCCAUUACCAUCCUCAUCAUCAUCAUCAGGGAAGGAGGAGGAGGCUUCAGAUGCCGUGACGGCGACACAGCUACAGGAGCAGCAAGUGCAAGCGGCAGCAGCAGCGUCUGGGUUUGAUGCUGCCCUCUCAGCCUUUCUCUCCUCCCUCAAAUACUACUAGCCUGCGUGCGUGCAGGUGCGUAUGGAUGUGUUUGUGUGCGUGUGUAUGUGUGCGUAUGGGCGCGGGUGUUUGUAUGUGUGUGUGUGUGCGGGUGUGUGCGCGUGUGAACACGUGUGUGUGCGCGUGUGAACACGUAUAUGAGAGUGUGUAUAUGUAAGUUCUCUCCCUUCUUCUUUUCUUGCCCCCUCUGCCCCCCUCUUCUUCUGUCUCUCCCUGUCUCCCUUUUGCCGUUUUCUUCAUUCUUCCCAUUCCCCUCGCCCCCCCCGUCUUCCUGUCUCCCUUCCCCGUUGUCGGCGCCCCCUCGCAUGAUGUGCACACGCGUCUACAUUUUAGGCAGGUGUUACUCUUCCCCUUGUUGCAUUGUUGUUAUUCUCAGUGCUUUCCCUCAUUUGUUUUGAUGCCGAGCUUCUGGCGUCUCCAUUGAAGCAUGUCAAUGUACACGAUGAUCUUUGGUGUUUUGGUCGUUUGUAUGCAUG